Molecule: messenger RNA, 646 nt
Organism: Anopheles nili
Lineage: Eukaryota; Metazoa; Arthropoda; Insecta; Diptera; Culicidae
Exons: 4
Coding region: 1-582 (193 amino acids)
Source: RefSeq, a predicted model, not a curated record
AUGCUAAAUUGUUGCAGUGGUAGUGUAGGACGAGUUUCGUUAUCAAACAAGAAAGUGAUUCCAGUUAUCGAUAAAUAUGUUCUGCUCCUUCCUUUCUUUUUAAUAUUGAUACAAUUGAACACCAAACAAGUUGAAGCGUUACGUUGUUAUGCAUGUGGUUUAACGCAAAGCUCCGGAGAUGUUCGAUGCGUUACAGAACCACAAAGUGUCGAGGGACAAAGUGUCGUUACUUGCUCCCGGAAAUACUGCACCAUCACCAGGCAAGAGUUGGUGGAUCCACCCGGAAAGUUAGUUACCUUCUUGAGAGGAUGUGAAGAGAAUCCCUUGUAUCUCGACGAAGUCAUCGAAGAUCCCACCUUCAUCACCUACUACCGAUCGUGCACUACGGAUUUGUGCAAUGAUGGAGAUGCCUUAGGCUCAUCGGGUUCCGCCCUGACCGGCUUGAAUGAGGGAGCGUCGGAUAAUCUACUCGUGCCGGGUUUGCCCGGCAGUGGUGCUGGCACGAUGGCGAUAGCAUCUCCAUUACUACUGAUCAUUAAAAUCACAUCACAGUUGCUUUCGACGGCACGCAACUUCGCGUAGAUGUCCUUUUUUACCUCUAGAACAGAUAAUAUAAUGUCUCAAAAAUGGUAUCAAAAGAAGUAAA